Molecule: messenger RNA, 1119 nt
Organism: Diorhabda sublineata
Lineage: Eukaryota; Metazoa; Arthropoda; Insecta; Coleoptera; Chrysomelidae
Exons: 3
Coding region: 1-1119 (372 amino acids)
Source: RefSeq, a predicted model, not a curated record
AUGUCUCUGGAAAAUUUAAAAACACAGAGAAGAUCUGUGAAAUCUUCUAUUACCAGAAUGAAUAACUGGAUAACUUCCCAUUCUACUGUUACAAAUGAAACUGCAUUUAUGAAUGAAUGUAUAGACAGACGCGACAAGCUUGAAAAGUAUUUCUUACAAUAUGAAAAUAUUCAAGGUCAAAUUGAAAUGCUUAUUGAAAACUCUCAGGAUGAAUUAUCAGAUAACGAAGACAUAGACUUAGUUGAGAAAAAAUACUUCACAACUAAUUCUGAACUAUCUAGAAUGAUUGAUGAAUUGACAUCGAACGAUAAUUCAAACUCUCAGAGUCAAACUAAUAAUAAUUCUUCCCUUUCUAACGAGCCCUUGCAAUUGAUAGACGAUCUAGAACUUUGUGAUGACAAUUUUCAAAUAGCUAUAGAUACUUUAAAACAAAGGUAUGAUGAUCAAAGUGUUCUACUGUAUAACUUAAUUGAUCAAAUAUACCAACAAAAACCUGUGAGCAAAACUUGCCCUACGCUUUUACGUGAAAUAACGGCUAAAAUUGAUAAAUAUAAAUUCAUACAUUCGAAUAAUCUCUGUAAAAACUGUCUAGGAAGUCGCCACAUCACAAGGGAUUGUAAAUCUCUAAAAUCUUGUUCAAUAUGUCAAAAAAGACAUCAUACUUAUCUCCAUUCUGACUCUUUCCGUGCAAAUGAUAAUGCACAUAAUAAUAAUAAUGGUUCUAUUUCCCAAAACCGUUAUAACAACUCACAAUCUAUUCACUCCAAUGUACAUACGACAAAUGGUCACACCAAAUCGAUAAAUAAUCGAAAUAAUAACUUUAAUCGUCAAAUUGACGAAAAUUCACAUUCUCACCAGGCUACUGAUAAUCGACAAAAUCCUUCUAGACCACAGAAGAAUUAUAAUAAUGCUGAAACCAACGAAAACUCACAAGAUAAUAAUUCUAACGUAUCUGCUAUACAAAUACAAUCCUUAUCUGCUCUAUCCACUGAAUGCCACGUGCUUCUAGCUACGGCUAAAAUAAUUAUGUAUGACUCUCACAAUAACCCAUUUAAAACUACUAUUCUGCUAGACAACGGUUCCCAAAAACUCAUUUGUUUCACAAGAACUAGUAAAUAA